This is a messenger RNA of Salvia hispanica, 1424 nucleotides long. RefSeq names its product ATPase family associated with various cellular activities (AAA). Gene Ontology annotation, molecular function: ATP hydrolysis activity; DNA clamp loader activity; DNA binding. NCBI's taxonomy places the organism in Eukaryota, Viridiplantae, Streptophyta, Magnoliopsida, Lamiales, Lamiaceae. Gene Ontology annotation, cellular component: DNA replication factor C complex; nucleus. Gene Ontology annotation, biological process: DNA-templated DNA replication; DNA repair. The record is from RefSeq and is a predicted model, not a curated record.
UACUUACGCUAACAACUCUAAUCGAAAGGCCUCCGAUCGUAACCUAUCGUUUCCCGCCACUUCCAAGCUUCCCUUCCUCGACUGCGCCACGACUAUGCCCACCCCCAUAGUAGCUUUUCCAUAAUCACCGUCUCUGAUUGUGUGCGUGUGUAGAUCUUUAAAGAGGAGAAGCAAGUGCUUGUAUAAUUCGAAGAAGAAAUGUUGUGGGUGGAUAAAUAUCGUCCCAAAACCCUAGACAAGGUUCUUGUCCACGAAGAUAUUGCCCAAAAUCUGAAGAAACUGGUGACUGAGCAGGAUUGUCCUCAUCUCCUAUUCUAUGGGCCAUCCGGUUCGGGUAAGAAAACCCUUAUCAUGGCCCUUCUCAGACAAAUCUUUGGUCCCGGAGCUGACAAGGUUAAAGUGGAAAACAAAGCUUGGAGAGUUGAUGCUGGGUCGAGAGCAAUUGAUGUAGAGCUUACAACAGUAUCAAGCACACACCAUGUUGAACUGAAUCCCAGUGAUGCAGGAUUUCAGGACCGGUAUGUGGUUCAAGAGAUUAUUAAGGAAAUGGCAAAGAACCGACCAAUUGACGUCAAGGGAAGGAAGGGUUUCAAAGUUCUAGUGUUGAAUGAGGUUGACAAACUCUCAAGGGAAGCCCAGCACUCUCUGCGAAGAACGAUGGAGAAAUAUAGUGCAUCUUGCCGCCUAAUUCUCUGCUGUAAUAGCUCUUCCAAGGUCAGUGAAGCCAUCCGCUCUCGUUGUCUGAACAUGCGUAUAAAUUCACCGACGGAAGGAGAGAUAAUGAAGGUGUUGGAAUUUAUUGGAAAGAAGGAAUCAUUGCAACUUCCUCCUGGAUUUGCUGACCGGAUAGCACAUCAAUCUAAUCGAAGCCUAAGGAGGGCAAUACUGUUGUUUGAGACUUGUCGUGUCCAACAGUAUCCUUUUACCUCCAACCAGGCUAUACCACCUAUGGAUUGGGAGGAAUAUGUUUCUGAAAUAGCAUCAAGCAUAUUUAAGGAGCAGAGUCCUAAAAGGUUGUUUGAGGUACGUGGAAAGCUAUAUGAGUUACUUGUUAAUUGUAUCCCUCCAGAGAUCAUUUUAAAGAGAUUGCUUUAUGAACUGCUGAAGAAAUUGGACUCUGAGCUCAAGCAUGAGAUCUCUCAUUGGGCAGCUUAUUAUGAACAUAGGUUGCGUCUUGGACAGAAAGCAAUAUUUCACCUUGAAGCAUUUGUAGCCAAGUUCAUGAGCAUCUACAAGGGUUUCCUCAUCGAGACAUUUGGCUGAACUGGUGCAUAUCCUGACAGGAAGAGAGUACUUUUGGCUGAACUUCCAUAAUGAAGAAGAGAGUGUUUUAUCCGAUCGUUAUCAGUUCUGCAGUCGUACUUUGAUUGGCUUCAUGACAUGACAGCAUGUGCUAUGUGAUUAUGUUUCAUUUCUGAUUCUCA